Messenger RNA from Suricata suricatta (meerkat), 1935 nucleotides. It is a transcript of the gene RAD9B, whose product is annotated as RAD9 checkpoint clamp component B. Gene Ontology annotation, cellular component: checkpoint clamp complex. Gene Ontology annotation, biological process: mitotic intra-S DNA damage checkpoint signaling; cellular response to ionizing radiation; DNA replication checkpoint signaling. The coding region runs from base 128 to 1375 and encodes 415 amino acids. NCBI's taxonomy places the organism in Eukaryota, Metazoa, Chordata, Mammalia, Carnivora, Herpestidae. The record is from RefSeq and is a predicted model, not a curated record. The transcript is spliced from 11 exons.
AGCUGCCUUUUGGGAAAGAGAGGGUGGCGGGAGGAGUAAGAUCUGGAAGCUUCCGGGCGGCAUCCGGGCACCUGGGGCCCUCGAGCUGAGGCGUGCCUUGGGGCCGGACUUGUGAGCGCGCGCAGCCAUGCUGAAGUGCCGGAUGAGUGGCAGUCAGGUGAAAGUAUUUGGGAAAGCAAUCCAAGCUCUAUCACGAAUCAGUGACGAGCUGUGGCUAGACCCAUCUGAAAAAGGUCUUGCUUUAAGAUCUGUGAACUCUUGUCGGUCAGCAUAUGGAUGUGUCCUCUUCUCUCCUGUGUUUUUUCAACAUUAUCAAUGGUCAACCUCAGUGAAAAUGAAUGAUAAUGAUUCGACAGUAUCAAACUUAAAAUGCAAAUUGGGAAUGAAGUCAAUUCUGCCCAUCUUUAGAUGCCUGCAUUCCCUUGAAAGAAAUGUAGAGAAGUGCAAAAUAUUCACCAGAUCUGAUCAGUGUAAAGUGGUUAUUCAGUUCUUCUGCAGACAUGGUAUUAGAAGAACUCAUAAUGUGUGUUUUCAAGAAAGUCAGCCCUUGCAAGUUAUUUUUGAAAAGAAUAUGUGUUCCAAUACACUAAUGAUUCAACCAAGAGUGCUUGCUGAGGCAAUUAUUCUUUUCACAUCAAGUCAAGAGGAAGUUACUCUUGCUGUCACCCCAUUCAGUGUUUGCCUUAAGAGUUCCAGUGAGGAGCCAAUGGAUUUGCCCAGUUCUGUGCACAGUGAGAUGCUUGUUGCCCCGGAUGAGUUUGACGUCUUUCAAGUUGGAGUUGAUAGUGAGAUAACAUUUUGCUUCAAAGAACUGAAGGGAAUGCUGACAUUUUCAGAAGCUACACAUGCUCCUCUAGCCAUUCAUUUUGAUUUUCCUGGGAAACCGAUGGCCUUAAGUAUCGAUGACAUGUUACUGGAAGCUAACUUUAUUUUGGCUACACUAGCUGAUGAGCCAAGUAGAGCAUCUUCUCCACAGUCACUGUGUCUUUCGCAAAAACAAAAAAGGUCAGACCAGCUGGGUUCAAAUUCAGAGGCUGGUGACAGUGUAACCAGCAAGGCCUCAGGAUGUAUCCAGAGAAAAGUAGCGCGUAAAAGGCUUUAUCCGAAGGAGACUCUAACAGAUGUCUCUGCGCCGGAAAUCCGUGGCAGCCCCAGGAUGAAAAGAGGGAAUGGAGGCCUGAGUGACAUGCGGGCGAGCAGACUUGGCGCAGCGGCGGAGGAGCCGGGGUCUCCGAGUGUGAGGAAGUUUUCUUCCAUGUUCUUUGGAGCAGUUUCUUCUGACCAGCAAGAACACUUCAACCACCCUUUUGACUGUCUGGCAACAGCAAGUGACAGUGAAGAGGACAGGAAUAAUGGCAGUUUUCCCACAUUCUAACCCCCAGCCCAUUUGCUAGCUCACUUGCAACCUCAGACAUGUUUGCACAUUCAGUCGAUAAAGAUACUGUCUUGGCCUUCCUUGAAAUGGGGGAUGGGUUUCUGCUUUUUUCAACAUCAUCAUCUGGUCUAACAGCCGCAUCUAGAAAUAGCUGCUUCAGUGUACAUAUUUGCUUUAAAUCUGUUACGCUACUUGGGAGGCAGAAGAGUUUUCCGUGCAGGGAUAAAGCCCAUUCGAGUUCUCCAGUGCAACGCGCGCUCACACUAGAGCUUUUUAACAUUUUCUUUGCCAAUUUCAUAAAGGUAUUAGGCUUUCUUCGGCAGCUAUUUGGAGCACAUCAGUAUGGCUUGGAGUCUUGUGACUAGUAGGUAGCUUUUGUAUUUGAUUGCAAACAUUUGAGGUUUGGUGCUUUCAGGCAUAGUUAAAAGUUAUGCAAUCUUUUCUCCUGUAAUAUGUGACUUUUUUUUGUCCAUUGCUUUUUGUAUUUUGUUAAGAUUUUAAGUGAAACAAUCUCUGGGAAUAAAAAGAUCUGGAAUAAAAAUAAUAGCUAACCCCCCUCA